AUGGGUGCUUUCUGGAUGCAAAUGGUUGGCGUGAUGUAUCGCAAACUCUGCAUAUAUAAAAGAUCAGUAUUCAGUAUAGUGAUUUUCACUAUACUUUCCCUCUUUUUAUUCACUUUAGCAUUUUCAUUAAAAUUUUUUCAAGCGUUCGAGCAUGGGGCAGACGAUAAAGUUGUAUCAACAUUUUCAUGGUUUAGCAAAGACAAUAUUUCGGUAGCGCACAUUGUUGAUCCAAAUUCUUCAUAUCCAUUCUUCACAGAUCAAAUAAAAGACUAUCUUACUGAAAUGUGCAAAACAGAGUUAGAGACAACGCUUACAAUAUACGAAUUUAGUUCUUUUGACGAAUUCAAUGAUUAUGUUUACAAUAAUCAAAAUGCUGACGAUAUAACAAUGAAUUUUGCCUUUUCAUAUCAAAUAUCUAAUACUACAGAAGUUAAAUUCGAUGAUAAUGGAACUUUGGUUGGUGAUCUCAAUAUAUCUUUUCAAACAAACAGCACAAACGACUAG
Trichomonas vaginalis G3 is the source of this 504-nucleotide messenger RNA. RefSeq names its product ATPase activity, coupled to transmembrane movement of substances. Bases 1 to 504 code for a protein of 167 amino acids. The transcript has a single exon. The record is from RefSeq and is a predicted model, not a curated record. Lineage: Eukaryota; Parabasalia; Trichomonadida; Trichomonadidae.